This is a messenger RNA of Mytilus californianus (California mussel), 1013 nucleotides long. RefSeq names its product properdin-like. Gene Ontology annotation, molecular function: metalloendopeptidase activity. The coding region runs from base 1 to 564 and encodes 187 amino acids. Gene Ontology annotation, cellular component: extracellular matrix. Gene Ontology annotation, biological process: extracellular matrix organization. The record is from RefSeq and is a predicted model, not a curated record. Lineage: Eukaryota; Metazoa; Mollusca; Bivalvia; Mytilida; Mytilidae. The transcript is spliced from 6 exons.
AUGAUUGAUUGUCUUCAGAAGGUGUUAACAACUAGAGAUUUAGAUUACAACAACUUAGCAAGUUUACCAAAAGAUUUGUUAUCGUCGAACAAGAAUCUUGGAUAUUUGUAUAUGAGAAGAAACCCAUUCAUAUGCUGCCUCAUGAUUGAGUUUCAAGAAUGGGCAUCAAAUCAAACACAACUGAAUUAUUACGGAAAAUGUACUGAUUUAAAUAACACAAUAGAUAUUGACAGUUUUAACACAGAAGAAUGCAUAAUUCCAGUUAAUGGAGGAUGGUGCCCUUGGUUAGACUCCUCGUGUUCUGUUACUUGUGGAGAUGGUGUCAUAGUCAGAACCAGAACAUGUGACAAUCCCCCACCAUCUGACGUUGGACAGAAUUGUGAUGGUUCCAAAACUGAAACAUCACAUUGCAACUUAGGAAAAUGUCCAGAAUCAUGCCGUCAUUCAAAGAAAGGAUCCAACAACAAAUCAGAAGACAAUCUGGACAAUAAAUCAGGAAAAAAACAGCGUAAAUGGAAAGCCAUGAAUCAAAAAAGAAGGGACAAUAUUGAUUGGAAAAAAUGAAAACAAAGUGGAUCGAUUUCAUUCUUAUAUAAAACUGAGAGACAAUGCAAACAUAGUCUUAAUUUUAUCAUCAUCAUUGUGGGAAAUGUCAUUCUUUUUUGUUUUAAAUUUCAACUGGUAAUAUCUUAGAUACAAUCUGUGUGGUUUACUUUCUCUCGAGCGCAAACUUACUUGUAUGUUGUGGUCUUAAAAUCAGUUAUUAGGUUAGAUGAGUUUUAUUAGACCUGUUAUAGCAGUGCAUCUGUUCGUCAAUGAUAUGUAUGACAUAUAUUUAUAAAAUUGUGUGGGAAUAAAUGUUUUGUUAUAUUGUUUGAUGAUAUUUUGUGGGAUAUACAUUGGUUAAAAGUUACCAUUAUUUGGUGAUAUUUUGUGGGAAUAUUCAUUGGUAUAAUCAACUUGUAUUUGUAUCAUUUGAAUCAUUAAUUUAUAUGACUUUUUUUCUCAAUAAA